AUGCUGCGCCGGACACUAGCACUAUUUGCGGAGGCGACGCGAUCGUCGUCCAAGGCGUCGAGCUCUUCGGAUGUGCUCACGUCGCACUUUGCCAAGUCGUCGCUGCCUCCUACGCUGGCAAGGAGUGCGCAGCCGCACAAGAACCUGUACCAGCUGCUCUCGACGUUGCCGCAGGACGGUGUAGGUGCGCGCGUCAGGCAGCGUCGCUGGGCCGCCAAGGGCCUGGAUGUGCCGCGCGAUGUGGAUCUCAAGAAACACCUCGCACAGAUGCACGCCAAGGGCGACAAGCCGCUCAAGGACGACGCCCAUCUGUGCUACUGGGAGAUCACCAAGGUCAGGUUGAAGGACGGCGGAAACCACGGAAAGGCAUGGGGAAAACUCGUAUGGAGAGGCAAAACCAUCACCAAGGCCGAGACGGGCGAACGCAUCCCCGGUGCACUCAAAUACUUCUGGGCCCCAGCAAAGUGA
This is a messenger RNA of Moesziomyces aphidis, 468 nucleotides long. Lineage: Eukaryota; Fungi; Basidiomycota; Ustilaginomycetes; Ustilaginales; Ustilaginaceae. The record is from the annotation of a GenBank genome assembly.